AUGUUGCUGAUGACCGUGGUGAUUACUCUUUCUACUGCAACUCAAGGAUUGAAAGUUGAAGAGUUAUCAGAUGAUCCAUGGAUCCAUGCACCGCUUCCUGUCUUCCCACCAAUAAGCUAUCAGAUCCUCAAUGCUGAGUCCCUCUUUCUCAGUGAGACUAAUCGGUAUCCAAUGGGUAACUCCAGUCUCCAGGCCCAGAGACAGUCUUUCAUUCUCACAGGGCUCAGUGGGCAGCCAGCCAUCAAUGCUAGCUAUGGGCCAAUGUCUGUGGAACAGGUCGUUCCCCUGGAUCUAAUCCACACUGGGCCCAGAGUCCGACCUUUCAUCCUGACCCGCCAAGUCCGUUCUUCAGCCCCUCUCAUUCGGCUGUUGUUUCAAGCUGUGGGCCGAAAGGGCUUUAUCAGUGAAGGGACAGACCAGACAGAUCCUGGACAGAACGAUGAGGGGUUCAUCUGCAUGACAGCUUAUGCCUUCUGGGAAACACGGGAGGUCAGGACCACCUGCUCUGUCCCUGCAGACGGAGGUUUUUGCUUGGCUCACCUGAAGCCUGAGCCUAUGUGGUUUAGCCCAGGCAGCACGAGAUCCAGCCGGGAGCAGAGAGGCGAGAUGCGGAAUAACAUUGUAGAGCUGUACUACCAGACCCGACCCAGUCCAACCAGUCACUGCACUCCACAGGACAGCAAGCAGCGGAAGGGUCCAAUCCAGAUGAAUGCCGAUAGUUUGGGAUCCACCAUGAAGAGGAUUGGAAAAGUCAGCCUCUUGCGUUCUCCACCAGGGAACCCCACCUUUAUGCGUCUCCGACUGGGGGGAGCUGUAGUGAUACAGACCUCCUCCAAACCACUGAGACCCACAGACACAGCCACGUUUUAUGUCUUCUUGUCCAGCAUAUCUCCCGUGGAGCAUUUCAUACUCAGGGCCACAGUGAGGAAAGGCAUUUCCUUCAGUACUGCCAGACCCAGUGAUUCUCAUUUGUGGGACAUUGUCUUGGAACCAGAAAGAGGGAGCAGUCCUCAAACCAUCUCAGUCAUAUGUCAGAGGAAGACUGCUGUCAGUGGAAAACGAGGUCUAUUAGAAGUCCUGCAGCUAGACUUUGAAACUGAAGAGUCCAGUGACCAAUCAGCGAGCCAGGUGAUCACGUGGCGUCUAGAGCUACCCGGUAACAGACGGGACGAGGGUGUCAUGAAGAUUUACACCACCCCGAAAGACUACGUGGGCAUGACCCCACUGCUGAUGGAGACGGAGCUCCUGAACACGGCUGUGCUCACAGGGAAGAAAGUGACAGUCCCAGUGAGGGUCCUGGCAGUGGAGGCAGAUGGCUCAAUCACAGACAUCACUAACUCGACUCGCUGCCAGUCCACAGACGAGGAGGUCCUGAAGGUGUCAGAGAGUUGCGACUACGUGUUCAUGAACGGAGAGGAGACACGUGGAAAGACGAGAAUGACAGUGAACUUCACCUACAGUUAUCUGAGUGCUCAGUUGGAGUUGAGUGUGUGGAUGCCUCACCUCCCUCUGCAGAUUGAGAUGUCUGAUCCAGAAUUGAGCCAGAUCAAGGGCUGGAGAGUGCCUGUCACCUCAGGCAAGAGAAUGAGCUGGGACAGUGAGGAAGAGGAGGAACGAAAGGGAAAAGGCUGCAUGCUGCAGUAUCAGCAGUCUCUCGUCCGAGUGCUCACGGUCUUCAGUGCUGAGACAUCAGACCUCAGCACAGACCCAAACAGAGACCCAAACAGCUCAGCACUGACCUUCUUCCUGGGUCCAGAAUGGCAGGUGGACAUCACACGUCUAGUGCGUUACUCCCUGAGGGUUAAGGAUCCAAGCAUAGCCCGACUGCAGGGAGGGACAGUGCUGUCUGGCAAGUCUGUGGGAGUCACCACUAUACAGGUUGUAUCUCCGCUGUCUGAGGCAGUGUUAGCUGAGAGGAUGGUCAGAGUGCUGGAUGACAAAGUAAGCAUCACAGAGCUUGGGGUGCAGCUGGUCUCUGGCCUCUCCCUGUCCCUACAGCUCAGCCCAGGAAGCAACAGAGCCAUCAUUGCCACGGCUACCACGAAGGAGGUCCUCCAAAGCCCCAAACAGGAAGCUGUGGUUGGCUUAUGGAUCCAGUUCAGUGAUGGCUCACUGACACCACUCGACUUAUUCGACCCCAGCGGCUACACACUUACAGUCACAUCUCUGAACGAGAGGGUCGUGUCUGUGCGGAAAGAGUCUCCACCCUUCUCGGUGGUUGCCGAGGGCGAGGGGCAAGGCUUGCUGCUCAGGGCAGAACUGGCCAUCUGCGAGGCCUGUCAGAAAUCCAAACGCAAGAGCAAGCUAGCCGUGGGUGGAGGCACCAUCAAGGCUGAGUUCCAGUCAGGUUGGGAGCAUGGGGAAAUUGUCAGGGUUGAGGAGAAAGGUGGCAGUGACUAUGGCAACGAUGGAGGAGUGCCAGAGAAGGAUUCCAAAAUGAGUCUCUCUUCAUCGCGUGGUCUACAGGACAACCUCAGCAACACUCUAGCUGGUCUCCAGGAGAGUGUCAUUAGAAUGGUCACGUCCUCAACCAGGUCCACCUUACAGGAGGCAGCUGGUGUUGACAUUUCCACCAUGAAUCCAAUCAACAGGGCACAUGUGAGUACCACUAUAAAGCCCUCUGUUGACAAGGUCCUGGUCACUGUUGGUAGAGGUGGUACAGUGAGAAGAAACUACGGGAACCUGGUUGAUGGUUCUGACUUUCCCUCCCAGGUUGAAAUGCCAAAAAAGCGGCCACCCUUGGUGAAAAGUGACUUGGUACGGACGUUUGGUGCCCUCACAGACUUAGAGGUUGGCAUGUAUUCACUGAUAGGAGUCUCCUGCUUGGCAAUCGUGGCUUUUGUGCUUAACUGUGCCUCAUACAGACUGAGGGUGCGCAAUAAGAAGUCUCCUGUACAGAAUCAGGGACCCCCUGAGCACCGGCAUCACUGGGUCCGACUUGGCUCAGCCUUAGAGCAUGUCACAACAGUACCUGUGGCAGCCGCCUGCAAACAGGGGUUGCCCAGGGACAUUCAUUCUGCAGUAGGUACAGGUGAAGAGAGGACGGCCACCCUAGGGAGAAGGUGCAACACCCUACCCCCAAGACCUCACCCCACGGCAGGCCGGUCGGCCACCCUGCUGGCAAAGCCCGUUAGAACCGAGCCCUUGCACUCUCCUACCAGCAAGAGGAACCAGGUCCAGUUUACCACUUUCACUACAUUGGACAUCAAACACCUGACGGCACUUAAGAGGAACGGACUGGACAUUAACUGGAGCAGCCAGGCUGGCGGUUGUGGCCAAUCUGGGGCCUGCAUACAAACAGGGAACGGCACAGAGUCUAAAGGGUAUCUCUCAGAUGUGCCUUGGCCUGUGGUGCAGCCAGGGGCACGAGUGUAA
Chanos chanos (milkfish) is the source of this 3375-nucleotide messenger RNA. Its product is annotated as transmembrane protein 132D. The coding region runs from base 1 to 3375 and encodes 1124 amino acids. Lineage: Eukaryota; Metazoa; Chordata; Actinopteri; Gonorynchiformes; Chanidae. The transcript has 9 exons. The record is from RefSeq and is a predicted model, not a curated record.